UAUGACAGAGUCGUGAUGCGGUCAUCCUCGUGUCGGUCCUCACCUCGGAGCUAUUCUCCCAAACCUCUCCGCUCCCGUCCCCUACCUCCAUCCCAAGCAAUCCAACCGUCUCAUUCCCAGGUAAAAAAUGAGAGAAGCCGAACCCUAAUUCUCCUUCUCAUGUCUAUAAUCUAUUAUAGAUCCAAAUCCCUCUUCCCUUCCAUGAAGAGUUUUGAAAGGUUAUCCACGUCCUUUUCUGGAAAGCCACAUGUGCAUUUUAAUAUUGAUCUCUGAGGUAGUGGAGGUUAGAUCUGGCAGCAGUUUCUGCAUUGCCUUUUUUUGGAAUUAUCAAGGGAAAAGCCUAAUAGAAAUUCAGCACAAUGGUCUCAGAAAGGGAUUUGUUUAAGGUUUCAGGGCCUCUACAUCUAACCUCUGUGAACUGGAACUGCCCACAUCACCAGAGAUCUAUUGCUGCUACUCUGGUUCAGGGUGCAUAUGUCCUAGAGCGUGACCGUCAGCAAAACCGCCAUGGUCCGGAAGCCUGUGCACCAGCCUGGUGGGAGAAUUUUCAUUUCGAACUUAUCCGUAAACUUGUUGAUGUUGAUGACUUUUCCAUCUUUGGUGCCAUCUAUGAAUUCAAAUCCCCUUCCUCCAUCCAAAACUCAUCAAACGGCAAUGCCCCAAAAUUUGUCAUUGCUUUCCGAGGUACCAUCACCAAGCAAGAAUCUCUUUCUCAGGAUCUUAAACUGGAUUUCCUCUUCUUAAAGAAUGGCCUUGAUCGGACUCCCCGCUUUGAAAUUGCGAUGCAAGCUGUUCGGAACCUGGUUUCAGCUGGAGGUCAGAAUGUAUGGUUAGCUGGUCAUUCUUUGGGGUCAGCAAUUGCAACACUUGCUGGAAAAAAUAUGGCUAAGACAGGUAUCAAUCUUAGAACCUUUCUCUUUAAUCCACCAUUCGUCUCUGCCCCACUUGAGAGGAUCAAAGAUAAGAAGGUGAAGCAGGGAAUCAGGAUUGCCAGCAGCUUUAUCACAGCUGGACUUGCAGUGGCUGUAAGAGGUCAUAAUAAUAGGUCUGAAGGUUCCUUUGCCAUGCUAGCAUCAUGGGUUCCAAAUCUUUUUGUUAACCCAGCGGAUCAUAUCUGCUCAGAAUAUAUUGGAUACUUUGAACACCGGAAAAAGAUGGAGGAGAUUGGAGCAGGACAUAUAGAGAAGCUGGCAACACAAAACUCUGUUAAAGAUCUUUUCUUGAGUGCACUUGGAAAGGAGUCUGAGCCAUUGCACCUUCUUCCAUCAGCAAGAUUGACAGUAAAUUUGAGCCCUUCAUCAGACUUCAAGCAGGCGCAUGGUAUCCAUCAGUGGUGGAGACCAGAUCUAAAUUUGCAAUGCAAGGAAUACAUUUACAACUGAAAUGAAGGACAACAAUUUUUACAGUUUAUAUGAAACACAGUAAUUUCUUGUUCUUUAGUGUAGGCAGUAGUAUGGCAACAUUAAAUGCGUGCAACUUCAUAGGUUAUCAAUAUAUUGUGAAGUUUCUGUUGUCAGAUAAGCUGUAUGUUUCAUCACUUUCAAAGCACACCAAUUAGUGGAGUUUGAUUAGAUGAUCAGGGCACAUACUUCGUGGCCCUUCUGAUGGCUUCUGCUGAUGAAGGGGGGAAAUUUCUAUGCAUUCAAGCAUGAGACCUUUUCAAGCAGUGGGGGGUCUGCAAUUAUGCAAAUCCGUAAACUCAGAACUUUACACAUGGAAGCGGAAAUCUAAUAUAUAUACAUAUAUAUUCUCGCUUUUAUCAUGACCUUGUUUAUAAUUUUUUUGUUAAUCUAACUUUUCAUGUUUUGCAAAUAAACUAGUUCCUUUAUUUCUCACCUUAUCUCUAUUACAAUGAGGUUUUGGGAAGUUGUUCCUUGAUUUUCU
Molecule: messenger RNA, 1884 nt
Organism: Phoenix dactylifera (date palm)
Lineage: Eukaryota; Viridiplantae; Streptophyta; Magnoliopsida; Arecales; Arecaceae
Source: RefSeq, a predicted model, not a curated record